CUGCGAACCGUCGAACCGGGCGCUUAUUGUUCAGUACUGCUGGCACGCGUACAAGCCCGAGAGCAUCUCACAAACAGGAGAGCACAUUGGCAGACUGCCGCCAAAGCCGGCGCAUAGCUCGGCAUAACAGCAUGGGAGACUCUGACGAGUUAGCAGUCCUAAUCCUCUCCGGCUGGUCCGACGGCCCGCUGCCCGCCCUCGAACACUCCCUCCGCCAGCGCGGCCUGCGAUGCGUGCGCGUGCCGCUGCCGAUGCCGCCGUGUGGCGUGUAUUGGUGCGCGAAUCCGUUUCUGUUAUUGCUCGCCGGCGUCGUCUGGCUCGCAAUCUACGCAUGGAACGAAUGCACGCUCGAGCCCUUCGUCGUCUUCGCCAUCUUAAUCAUCGCGGCAACCCUCGUGGCCGCGCGGCUCUGCGUCGCCGGCGUCGUCCGGUUCGCGGAGUGUCACGGCGCGGCCAACGCGAAGCGCCUGCUCGCGCGCCAUCGCGUGGCCCUGGUCGUCGGCUUCAGCUGGGGCGGCGGCAUCGCGCAUCGGUUGCUGGCGUCGCGGGGCUGGCGAGGGCCGACGCUGCUGUUGGCCCCGACGACGGUGGCGAUGGCUCGCUGCGCGCUGCGCUCGCCGCAGCGCCUCGACGAAGCGCGCGUGAGGGUCGUCCUCGCGAGCGACGACGGCUUCGUUCCGCGCCCCGCGACGGAGAGUCUCUACGAGGCCGUCGCGGUCGUCCACGAUGAUCACCCCCUCUGCGGGCGAGCCGCUAGGGACGCCAUCGCGGGCGCUUCCGCGGAGCUGCUGUCCGAGCCGGUAAAUUUUGUUAGUUAA
Molecule: messenger RNA, 818 nt
Organism: Pelagomonas calceolata
Lineage: Eukaryota; Pelagophyceae; Pelagomonadales; Pelagomonadaceae
Source: the annotation of a GenBank genome assembly